AUGGUAAUAACAAUUUUCAUUGUAAUACCACUUUGUUAUCCAGCUUUCGACACUUAUUACCUAAACUCUAUAAAAGAAGACACGAGUAAAUCUUUCUUCUGGGAAUCCCCUUCUUCAAGAACUCCAAUCACUGAAGAAAUUUUUGCUGAAAAAUGUGGAACUAAGCCUCCUUUACGUGUACAACAAAUUAAAAUAAGCACGACGAAAAAUAACAAACUACAAAACGUCUUGGAAAAAGACAUGUUACUAUGGACUUUAAAUUUGCAAGAGCAAUUAUCAACUACUUCCAUAACUUAUCCACAUAAUACAGUUUCUCCACUAAUAUCCUCAGUUUUAAUUGAAGCCAACAACAAAAACAAUCCAAAAAAAGAUCCUCUUCCUUACACGCUUUCAAAUCUUUGUUUCAAGCCUAUUAAUGAUAACCGCUGUCUGAUACAUUCUCCACUUGAAUAUUGGUCAAACAAUGCACAAAGAUUAUUGAAGGAUCAUUCUAUUUUCAAUACAAUAUCAAAAGCAAAUAAAACCAAUUCUUUCGACAUACCAAUUCCAAUAGAUUCUGUGUUUGGUAAUCCUGUUUAUGAUAAAAGAACUGGUAAAAUUAUCUCUGCAGAUUCAAUCAUCCUCACAUAUUUCUUUAAAGAUAUUGGCGAUGAUUGUAAUGAAGGUGAGACCAUUGCAAUUUGGGAAAUGUUAUGGAAGAAAAUGGCUGAGGAUGACAGUCAUUCUCAUUAUCCUGUUGACCUUGAUUCCGGGAGAUCUAAUAUUUCCGCUGAAGUGGUUCUUCUUAUUGUUGAAUAUUUAAUAUUAUUUUCAUAUAUUUCAUUAUCACUUAGGCGUUUAAAUUCUGUUAAAUCUAAAAUUGGUCUUGCUUUUUCAACAAUUGCUCAACUACUUGCCUCACUAAUUAUUUCACUUAGACUUGAAGGUGUUGGAAAUUCAAUAACCAAAAAUGUCGUAACUCGAUUGUUAUUAUUACCAUUAUCAUGUGUGAUCAAUGUUGAUUCUCUUCAAGAAUUUUGUAUCUUCAUCUCUGUGACAAUGAUCACUGAUUACUUGUUACAAAUGUCACUCUAUAUCACCAUUUUAUCAAUUGAUCUUCGUAGAUUAGAGAUAUCAGAUUUGUAUAACCGAAAAGUUAUUACGCCUAUCACUAAAUCCAACAACAUUCGUAAAUUAAGUGUCUCUGCUUUACUUAUAAUUACAAGUUUAACAAAUGCUUACAAAGUAAAAACUGAUUUAUUAUCAUUGACAUUUGUAUCUGAUUUUUUUGGCAAUUCAACUGUGCCAGAAUCAAAUUUAAAUACAACGCUCUGGGAAACUUCAACUGCUACAACUACUGAUAAAUUUUGGGACAUAGUUAAUCCUCAAAAAUCUGAUCAAUAUUUUGAAUUCCGUCCAAUGAAAUUUAUUUCAAUAAUUCAAAAUUUUGAUGGUGCUGAUACCAACAAUCAAUCAAACAAUAACCAAAAAAGCAACAAUAAUGAAACAACUUCAACAUCUACUAAAUAUUUUGCUACUCCUCGUGUUGUCACAUUGAGAGGAUGUCAUUCUGCUGAUGUGGACUUAUUAUGUGCUAACUCUUACAAUAAGAUAAUCUCAACAGGGAUUGACAAACAUAUUACCUCAUGGAAUGGAAAACGUGGCAUUCCAUUAAAAAAGCUCGAGCGUUACUUGAGGAGGUGUGACACAUGUAAGUGUAAAACUACUGGUGGAAGAAAGAAAUGUAUAUCAUGGCCUGUUAGAGCAAUGUGUAUGAGUGAACAAACUGAUUUGGCUGCUGCUGGUUUUGAAGAUGGUGUUGUGAGAGUUUGGGACUUAAAUUCUGGUCAAGCUAUGUUUAUAUUAAAAGAUACUGUGGAAGAUGUUGAGUCUUCUUCAUUAUCUUCGCUGGAAAAUAACAAAUCAUCUGUUAUUUUGCUUGCAACAUAUCGUAAUGGUUAUUUUCGUGAAUGGGAUCUUGUGUCUGGUCAAGUUGUACAUACAAUAUUCACACAUCAAAAAGGUGGCAUAACUUAUCUUUGUGUUGUGGGUGAAGAUGAAAAGCAAGAUUAUAAUCACGAUAAAUUAGUGGUUUUCACUGGUGCUAGAGAUGGUUCAGUAAAAUGUUGGGCUAGAAAUAUACAUUAUUCUCAUAAUAAUGAAUCAACUCCAAGCAAUCAUCACAAUAACAGUAAUGAUUCAUCAUCAUCACAACCACAUAAGUUUCGAUGGGAUCUAUUAUACACAAUACCUGGAAGACCAAAUUAUGCUAUAACAUGUAUUGCAACCAAAAUAAUUAAAAAGGAUAGUAUUGGUAUUUUGGUGACUGGUACUUCUGAUGGCCAGGUUAAUGUAUAUGAUUACCGAACAAGUAAACUUAUUGUAACAUUGAGUAAAGGUUUACUUGCAAAACAGAAAUCUAAAAAAAAACAUAAAAAACCAACAUUACAAAAACACUCUUUGCUUCAACAACAAUAUCAAAAAAGCUGUCCGUGUGGCAAUACUGAAGAACCAGGUGGUUUCACAAUCGUUACUUCAUCAGUUGAUGAAAAAGUUCUUGUCUGGCAAUUAGUUCGUAAUGUGAUGGAUUGUACAUGUAUUUCAUUAAAUUUUGAUUACCAUCUCUCUAAUAAUAAAGCCAAUAAAAAAAAUUUAUCGCCAUCAUCAAUAACAUCUGUAACAAAUAAUAUAAAUGAUAAUUUAACAAGAUUCAAAAAUAAUGUUUCAAAUCAACUUAACAAUCAUCAAAAAGUAGCAGAAUGGAAUGGUGUUGUAUCAUAUCAAUCCAAAUUCAUAGGACAUAUAAGUCAACUUGGUGGUUCGGCAAUUGUACUUGCUAGAGAACAUGUGGUUGGUGUAAGAAAAGUUAAAAAUUCAAAGAAUAAACAAUGUCAUGGAGCUGAAGGUGAAUGGGAGGUAUGGAUGUUGGAUAUUAAUGAACCUCAAGCUAUCGAAUCAAAUAAUCUUUGUACAGGUGAUAAUAAUGAUAUAGAUAAUGAAGAUGAAGAUGAAGAGGAUGAUCUUGUUGAAUUAUCAGUUCAAACAAUUUCUUUAGUUAACGAGAAAGAUUUAUUUGAAGAACAACAAAAACAUAAAAAUGAACAACUUAAAUUACAAGAAAAAGCAAGUUCUGUUGAACUUAAAGGAUUUGUUAGAAAACCACAAAAAAGAUGUGGUAGUGUAAUGAUUAAUAAGGUUAAUUCAGAUAAUGAUAAAAGUAGAAAUAAUAAUGGUAGUGAACAAAGCUUGCUAAAUUUUGAAGAUGAAAAUGAUAAGAAUGAAAUAUUACCAUUUGCUUAUAUACGGCAAGUUGUUAAAGUUGGUGAAGAGGGAGUUGCAGUUGCAUAUGGUAAUUUUAUUAAAGUUGUAUAUUUUGAAGGAUCAUCAGAUGAUGAUGAACUAAUAGACAAUGACGUUUCUUGA
This is a messenger RNA of Entrophospora candida, 3402 nucleotides long. NCBI's taxonomy places the organism in Eukaryota, Fungi, Glomeromycota, Glomeromycetes, Entrophosporales, Entrophosporaceae. The record is from the annotation of a GenBank genome assembly.